Molecule: messenger RNA, 2387 nt
Organism: Arabidopsis arenosa
Lineage: Eukaryota; Viridiplantae; Streptophyta; Magnoliopsida; Brassicales; Brassicaceae
Source: the annotation of a GenBank genome assembly
ACAACAGAGCUAAUAGAUGACUGAUGAGAAAAGCUCUAUUAGCCAUAACCGAAAACUCGACUACGUUGCUCAAUUUAAACCGGAGACUAACCGGUCUCACUCGUUCCGGAGAGAACAGAAACGCUCUCAAGCUUUUCGCCGAUGUUCACCGUUGCACAUCUCUGCGACCAGACCAGUACAGUGUUUCGUUAGCUAUUACUGCAGCUGGGCACCUCCGUGAUACCAUCUUUGGUGGUCAGGUUCAUUGCUAUGCGAUUCGCUCUGGUUUAUUGUGUCACUCUCACGUCUCCAAUACGCUUCUUUCGUUAUAUGCGAGAUUAGGGAACUUAGCUUCGUUGAAGAAGAAGUUCGAAGAGAUUAUUGAACCUGAUGUUUAUUCAUGGACGACGCUUUUGAGUGCAAGUUUUAAGCUUGGAGAUAUAGAGUAUGCCUUUGAGGUGUUUGAUAAAAUGCCUGAGAGAGAUGAUGUUGCGGUUUGGAAUGCUAUGAUCACUGGUUGCAAAGAGAGUGGGUAUCACGGAACGAGUAUUGAGUUGUUUCGUGAAAUGCACAAGCUUGGUGUUCGACAUGAUAAGUUUGGCUUUGCUACUGUUUUGAGUAUGUGUUACUAUGGUUCUUUGGAUUUUGGUAAGCAGGUGCAUUCGCUGGUUAUAAAAGCUGGAUUUUUUGUUGCAUCAUCUGUUGUGAAUGCACUGAUUACAAUGUAUUUUAAUUGCCAAGUGGUUGUUGAUGCUCGUCUGGUGUUUGAAGAAGCUGAUGUUGUUGUUCGUGAUCAGGUCACUUUUAAUGUGGUUAUUGAUGGUUUGGCUGGUUUCAAAAGAGAAGAGUCUUUGUUGGUGUUUAGAAAAAUGCUCGAAGCUGGUCUUAGACCAACCGAUCUGACCUUUGUUAGUGUUAUGGGUUCAUGUUCAUGUGAGACUAUGGGACACCAAGUACAUGGACUAUCCAUCAAGACAGGGUAUGAAGAGUAUACUUUGGUUAGCAAUUCCACUAUGACAAUGUAUUCUUCUUUUGAGGAUUUUGGUGCGGCUCUUAAGGUUUUUGAGUCAUUGGAAGAGAAAGAUUUGGUUACUUGGAAUACAAUGAUUUCUGGUUAUAACCAAGCGAACUUGGGGCAGUCUGCGUUGUUGUUAUACAAGCGAAUGCAUGGAAUAGGAGUUAAACCGGAUGAGUUUACUUUCGGAAGUCUUUUAGCAAGCUCUCUGGAUUUGGAUGCCCUGGAGAUGGUUCAAGCGUGUGUAAUCAAAUUCGGGCUUAGUUCAAAGAUCGAAAUUUCGAAUGCACUGAUAUCUGCCUAUUCGAAGCAGGGAAAGAUAGCAAAGGCGGACCUAAUAUUCGAAAGUUCGCCGAAGAAGAAUCUAAUCUCAUGGAAUGCGAUAAUCUCGGGGUUUUACCAUAAUGGGUUUUCCUUUGAAGGUUUGGAAAGAUUCUCUUGCUUGCUAGAAUCAGAGGUCCUAAUCAUACCUGAUGCUUAUACUCUUAGCAUUCUUUUGAGCAUUUGCGUAGAUAUUUCGUCUUUGAUGCUCGGAAAGCAGACUCACGCUUACGCCCUCAGACACGGACAAUUCAAGGAGACAUUGAUUGGUAAUGCCUUUAUAAACAUGUACUCUCAAUGCGGGACUCUACAAAAAUCUCUUGCUGUGUUCCAUCAGAUGUCUGAAAAGGACACUGUGUCAUGGAAUUCUCUAAUCUCUGCAUAUGCAAGGCAUGGGGAAGGAGAGACCGCGGUUACUACCUACAAGACGAUGCAAGAUGAAGGAAAGGUUGAUCCCGAUGCAGCCACAUUCUCAGCGGUUCUCUCUGCUUGCAGCCACGCCGGUUUAGUCAAAGAGGGACUCGAGAUUUUCAACUCAAUGGUGGAAAUUCACGGUGUGAUAAAAAAUGUGGAUCACUUUUCAUGCUUAGUUGACCUUCUUGGUCGAGCGGGUCACCUCGAUGAAGCAGAAAGCUUGGUGAAGAUCAGCGAGAAGACCAUUGGGUCUCGGGUAGAUGUGUGGUGGGCUUUGUUUAGUGCUUGUGCUGCUCAUGGAGAUUUGAAGCUAGGGAAGAUGGUUGCGAGGUUACUAAUGGAGAAAGAAAAGAAUGACCCAUCAGUUUAUGUUCAACUGUCGAAUAUUUACGCAGGAGCUGGUUUGUGGAAAGAAGCAGAAGAGACGAGGGAAGCCAUGAACAUGAUUGGAGCUAUGAAACAACGAGGUUGCAGCUGGAUGAGAUUGUAAUAACGGUCGAUACAGUUUGUUAAAUUGAAUUAUGUAUAUUUGUUCAUUUGUUUUUUGAUGGAGGAAAGUGAAACUCUUUAGAAUAGACAAAUUGUAACAAAAAUGCAGAGAGUAUUUUUAUGAAAAAAGUGAAACUAUUGUAGGAGAUAAGAAAGAUAUUCAAAAUUU